AUGUGGAUUAAGUCGGAUAAGUCACCGUUGAAGGUCGAGACUUGGUUGAAAGCAAGGGUCGGGCUGGGCGCCAACCUGCUGGUCUUCUCCUUGUUCGCCAAGCACAAAUCGCUGCGUAAGAAUUGUCUGGACGUCCUGCUCCUCAGCAUGUCGCUGGCCGACUUCCUCACCCUGCUGCUCCUCCCCUUCACCGUGCACUCGGCCGUCAGCCACUCGUGGCCGCUGGGCGACGUUUCCUGCAAGGUCUACCAGUUCCUGUUGGCCUUCAGCCUGGCGGCCAGCGCCUACUCGCUGUGCGCCGUAUCGGUGGCUCGCGCCAUGAUCGUCACCAACCCCUACCGGCUUCCGGCCGUCGAUCUGGUCGUGCUGAUGUCCGUGCUGGUCUGGGCCCUGAGCUUCCUCAUCAGUCUGCCUCUGCGGAUAUUCGCCACCAAGGAGAGCCUGAGCCCCAGCCCGGUCAGCUUCACCUUCUGCCUGCCCACCAUCCAGGAGCAUCACUACCAAGUGGUGCUGAGCCAGUUUGUGCUCUUCUAUUUGAUCCCCAUGCUGGUCAUCGCCUUCAACUACGUCCGCCUGGCUCUGUUUCUCCACAAAAGUGCGGUCAUGUCGUCGUCUGGCGCCAGGAACACGCGGCGGGCCUCCGUGAUGGUGUUUUUGGCCGCCGCAACCUUCUCGGCGUGUUGGCUGCCGGGCUACGUCCUGGAGCUGUGCGUUUACCUGGGCCUCUACCGCCACGGACGGGCCUGGGAGCUCUUCUACUUCAUCUGCGCCGUGCUGCAGUACUUGCACCCGUACGUCAACCCCGUGCUCUACGUGCUGCUGUCCAAGCGAUACCGCCACAGAAGGGCGGCCCGGCUCUUCGGUCGUCACCGCAACAGAGUGCGGCCGACAGUUUUUAGACCUCACUAGAACCUUAAUUGGCUGUCAUUCAAAGAUGACACUCUUAAAAUUAGCCAGCACUAGUGGUUCUCGCAUCCGCCUCGCAGGUCUGAUGUUUCGGCUUCAAAUCCGACCUUCCUUACAUGUUUUCCCGCAUUCCAUAAACAUGCAGGUUAGCUUCAUUAAAGACUCUAAAAUUGUUCUUGUGUGUAAAUGGUUGGUUUUCUGUACAAUGGAUAUAAAAUGUCUACACACCCCUGUUCACAUUUCAGGUUUUUUGUGCUAUAAAAAAUGUUUUUUCCACCAAUAAUGUGAGCUAUAACCUGUACAACUCAAUAUUUAAAAAUGAAAUCUUUUUCAAGAGGGGAGGUAACAAUAAAGUGACAAGAUGUGACAAUAA
Molecule: messenger RNA, 1279 nt
Organism: Phyllopteryx taeniolatus (common seadragon)
Lineage: Eukaryota; Metazoa; Chordata; Actinopteri; Syngnathiformes; Syngnathidae
Product: galanin receptor 2a
Exons: 2
Coding region: 1-909 (302 amino acids)
Biological process (GO): G protein-coupled receptor signaling pathway
Cellular component (GO): membrane
Molecular function (GO): G protein-coupled receptor activity
Source: RefSeq, a predicted model, not a curated record